CGCACAGCUUGUUGGAAGUUUAAAGAAGUGUUUUUAUUGAGCCAAAACAUCUAAACACUCUGUCUACUGUUUGUUAAUUUAUCGCUAGUAGAUAUUCAAAGAUCUAUGUGGAAAAAACAGACCAAACCGCUCAGUCCAAGCUGUCGAUGUGUGUCAAAUUUAGCUCGAGAGCUUUAUGGCAUCUCCAGGGUAUUUCGGUGAUGGUCCUCCAAUGCGCGAGCGUGACCCGUGCUUCACUGAAGUCAUCAGCAAGAGGAUGCGCGUGCCCGAGCGGCUGGGGGUCGGUCCAGCGGGUCACGAGCACGCACCUGCAGACCAAAGACCCGAAGAGCUGCAUGCUGCCUACAGCAUGCACAUCCCUGACAGACUGGCCUUAACAGAUGCUCCUGAUCUGAGUCCACGACCUCUCUUCACUAAACACACUUCUUCAAUCUGGGACCUGAAGCAUGGGUCCUGGGACAGGGAGGCGUUCAAGAGAGAGCCUGUCCAGAGUCCACUGCGAAGAAGGUCUUAUAGUGACCAGGCUUUUGGUCGAGCCCCAGCUGGAACCCCCACACACUCCAGACAAACACUCCGCUCCCAGCCUCCCUGCAGUAUUGGACAUUCACCAGUCGUACAUACAGACCCAUCCCCACCAAAGCCCCCAGGCCACCCCUCCAUCCCACCCAACCUGCUGUCCCCUCAGAGCAUGCUGUGGGCUGCCAAGGAGCUGGGCCAGCAGGCGUCUCAGAAACUCCUUCAGACCGUCACCAAAAAAUACUCCUCCAGGUUUGGUUACCCAGAAACCCGUCCCUCUCAGGCUGUGGAGGUUCAACCUGAUCAAAGCAGGACAAGUGCCUCGCAGGAUUUCUGGCUCAGUCCUGAGGAGGACACAGGUACUGCUGUCGAGUUCAUGGUGCUCCGCAGACAGGUGGUGAAGAUGAGCAGGAGGAUAGCAGGGCUGGAGAGACAGAACACAGAGCACAAACAGACUGAGCUGGUGCUGUUCUCUCUGUUACUGUCUGCCUGUCUGAUCAACGGCUGGCUGUGGAUGCGCAGAUGACGGCUCACACUCCGUAACACUACACUAUUCAGACAGCACUACAAGAGCAGCACAGCUGGUUACUGGGAAGUGCAUAGCCGCACAUAGCUUUUAUAGUGAUUUACUAAAUAUGUUCUCUAGAAAAUUAUGG
Molecule: messenger RNA, 1172 nt
Organism: Carassius carassius (crucian carp)
Lineage: Eukaryota; Metazoa; Chordata; Actinopteri; Cypriniformes; Cyprinidae
Product: mitochondrial fission factor homolog B-like
Exons: 8
Coding region: 176-1042 (288 amino acids)
Biological process (GO): positive regulation of mitochondrial fission
Cellular component (GO): peroxisome; mitochondrial outer membrane
Source: RefSeq, a predicted model, not a curated record